This is a messenger RNA of Caenorhabditis bovis, 1455 nucleotides long. Lineage: Eukaryota; Metazoa; Nematoda; Chromadorea; Rhabditida; Rhabditidae. The record is from the annotation of a GenBank genome assembly.
AUGUACACCAAAUUCCAUUUGUCGAACAUUCUUCUAGCGAUUCUCACCAUUUUCUCGUAUUUGCAUAUUCAUUUUCGAAUUCGCGAGAUCGACGAGCAAUGCCGCGAGGCGUUUGAAGCGCACACAAAUUUGGCGACGAGCUCACGACACAAACGCGCGAUUCAGAAUCGCACCGACACUCUUUGGCUGACGUCGUUGUCGUCGGUGAAAAUUGGCGAUGUGAUGAGAAAGUGCACCGAAAUUCACGAGUAUUGCAGCGAUAGCGACGAUUUGAGAGGAAGGCCUGGCCCGCCAGGGCCUAUAGGCCCUCCAGGAAAACAUGGACCACCAGGUCCGCAAGGACGUCGAGGUUUAAUGGGAGUUCCAGGACAUCCGGGACCACGAGGUCCGCCGGGCAAUAUUGGAAAAGACGCCAACUGCGAUGCUUGUCCGAUUAGUGACGAGCUAUUGAUGACAAGAGAGCUACAAUGUCCUACAAUUGAAAAUUUGGAGUGCGCCAAAGAAAAUGAGAAGACAACGCCGUUUCCGCAAAUCACUCAACAACCGAUUCCGAUGCUUGUUCAACAUCUAUUGACGAAUUAUAGCGAUGUCGAGGGAUGCGUGAAAAUGUGUCUGAAAAACUAUACGGACGACGAAGAGCCAACGGCGACAACACCCGUUGCUUAUAUACAAGGAGUUACAGCACAUUGUCGACUUCAAAAUGUUGGCAAACCGGUAUUCCACUCGCAUUCGACAACCUACUUCGGCUCAUGGAUGCGAGACGCCUAUCCGCCAACUGGAGAUGAUGCUCGAAAACGAUAUGUGAUGAAUCAUUUCCAAGGUCACGAGCUUAUCGAGUACAAGAACGAAGCUGAAAUGCGUCGAGAGCACGUGAGCAAAGUUCAUCGCCUUCCGUACAUAUUCGACGGCACAAAUCAUGUGAUCUUCAAUUCGACACUGUUUUACCAGCGCGCUGGCCAUCCGAUCAUCGCCAAAUACGAGUUCAACACCAAAAAGUAUUCGCAGUUCGAAAUUCCCGACGCCGCUUAUCGCGGCGACGACUAUCUCUACAACAACUCGAUGAAUUAUUUCGAUAUUUCGAUCGAUGAAAACGCGCUUUGGGUGAUUUUCCGCUACAAGAAUGAGGCGUUCGUCUCGGUGGCGAAAGUCGACAUCAACAAUUUGACGAUAUACGAGACGUUCAACUUGACAACCGUCAACCACACACAAGUGUCGAAUGGCAUCGUCAUUUGCGGAACCAUCUAUUUGGUCGAAAGCUCCACAGAGCAAUCAAGCUUCAUCUCGACGGCCUUCGAUUUCUACAGAGACACCUACUCGCAGCCGCUUAUCAAAUGGAUCAAUUUAUACAAGAAUGCGAAUAUGAUAAGUUAUAAUCCUUUUGACAAACGGAUAUACAUCUACGAUCAUGGAUAUAUGCUAACAGUGCCCCCAUUCCUACAUUGGCUAGCUAAAUGA